Messenger RNA from Herpailurus yagouaroundi (jaguarundi), 1789 nucleotides. It is a transcript of the gene BMP10, whose product is annotated as bone morphogenetic protein 10. NCBI's taxonomy places the organism in Eukaryota, Metazoa, Chordata, Mammalia, Carnivora, Felidae. Gene Ontology annotation, cellular component: extracellular region. The transcript has 2 exons. The record is from RefSeq and is a predicted model, not a curated record. Gene Ontology annotation, biological process: BMP signaling pathway. Bases 73 to 1347 code for a protein of 424 amino acids. Gene Ontology annotation, molecular function: growth factor activity; cytokine activity.
AAGAUAAAACUGCCACUUAGAGCCCAGGAGAGCUAAACCUUCCCGGCUUGGCCUGGGGGCUUGAGCAGAGUCAUGGGUUCUCUGGCCCUGCAACUGUGGGCUCUCGUCUGCCUGGUGGUUCACUCGGUUUCUGGCAGCCCCAUCAUGAGUCUGGAGCAGUCACCUCUGGAAGAAGAUAUGCCCCUCUUCGAUGAUGUCUUCUCAGAGCAAGAUGGUGUCGACUUUAACACAUUGCUGCAGAGCAUGAAGAAUGAAUUCCUCAAGACACUGAACCUCUCCGACAUCCCUUCGCAGGAUUCAGCCAAGGUUGACCCACCAGAGUACAUGCUGGAGCUCUACAACAAAUUUGCAACAGAUCGGACCUCCAUGCCAUCUGCCAACAUCAUUAGGAGCUUCAAAAAUGAAGAUCUGUUUUCCCAGCCAGCCAGUUUUAAUGGGCUCCGAAAAUACCCUCUCCUCUUCAAUGUGUCCAUUCCUCACCAUGAAGAGGUUAUCAUGGCUGAACUGAGGUUGUACACGCUGGUGCAAAGAGAUCGCAUGAUCUAUGAUGGAGUAGACCGAAAAAUUACCAUUUUUGAGGUACUAGAGAGCAGAGGGGACAGUGAGGGUGAAAGAAGCAUGCUGGUCUUGGUGUCAGGGGAGAUCUAUGGAACCAACAGUGAGUGGGAGACUUUUGAUGUCACUGAGGCCAUUAGACGUUGGCAAAAGUCAGGUUCAUCCACCCACCAGCUGGAGGUCCACAUUGAGAGUAGACACGACGGAGUUGAGGAUGCUGGCAGGGGACAACUGGAAAUAGACACCAGUGCCAGGAAUAAGCAUGUCCCUUUGCUUGUCGUGUUUUCUGAUGACCAAAGCAGCGAGAAGGAGCGGACAGAAGAACUGAAUGAAAUGAUUGCCCAUGAGCAACUUCUGGAGUUUGACAACUUGGGCAUGGACAGUUAUUCCAGCGGACCUGGAGAAGAAGCUUUGCUGCAAAUGAGGUCAAACAUCAUCUAUGACUCCACUGCCCGCAUCAGAAGGAAUGCUAAAGGAAACUACUGCAAGAGGACCCCGCUCUACAUCGAUUUCAAAGAGAUUGGCUGGGACUCUUGGAUCAUCGCCCCACCUGGAUAUGAAGCCUACGAAUGCCGUGGGGUUUGCAACUACCCCCUUGCAGAGCAUCUCACACCCACAAAGCAUGCGAUUAUCCAGGCCCUGGUCCACCUCAAGAAUUCCCAAAAGGCUUCCAAAGCCUGCUGUGUGCCCACCAAGCUAGAGCCCAUCUCCAUCCUCUACUUAGACAAAGGCGUGGUCACUUACAAGUUCAAAUAUGAAGGCAUGGCAGUCUCUGAAUGUGGCUGUAGAUAGAAGAGGAGUCCUGUGCUAAUUUAAUAACUGUAAAUGUGUAUAUUUUGUGUUCCUAUUUAAUGAGAUUAUUUAAUAAGAGUGUACAGAUGAUAGAGGCUUGCUGCCUUAGGGAAAUGGGCAGGUCAGUUUGUUGUAGGAAAUGCAUGUUUUGCUAAUACAAUAUCAUCCCUUCCAAUAUGUUUUUCUUUGGACUUGCCAUUUCUUGUCAAUGCCAUUUCCAAUAGCAAGUGGCAAGCCACACUAAUUGUCCUCUAUGUCAAUUUGAAAACAACAGGCCCUAAGCAGAAAUAGAGUGUCAGUGAUAGAUACUUGUGUAUGUAUAUGUGUACAGAGAUAAACUUACAAAAUUCUCCUGGUUCUAUAGAGGUAGAUUAUACUCCCUCAUAUGCAUGACUCAAUCAAAUGUGUAUAUAUUAAAAACUGAUGGUAUAUUCUCAGUCAA